Peniophora sp. CBMAI 1063 is the source of this 411-nucleotide messenger RNA. The record is from the annotation of a GenBank genome assembly. Lineage: Eukaryota; Fungi; Basidiomycota; Agaricomycetes; Russulales; Peniophoraceae.
AUGAAGGGCAUCAGUCUGAUAACUCUCGGUCUCGUCACCGAGAGCUUUACAGCGUCUACUACGCGCUUACCUCCUGCGCCGUUUCGCGAUCCUCCCAGUGCUGCCGUCGACCAUGUCAACACAAUGAUAGGCAACGCCGGCGACACGCCCAACGGCUCGGGCGGCACGAUCCCCUCCACCGCGCCCCCCUUCGCCAUGACGCGCUGGGUCGCCCAGACGCGCCGCAACUACGUCUCCGUCACGCCCUACAACGUCACCGGUACCCAUAUAUACGGGUUCCAGGGCACGCAUCAGCCCGCGAUAUGGAUGGGCGAGAGCGGGUGCGUGGGUGUUGUGCCGGGCGCGGGCGAGGUGAGGGCGGGGUGGGAGGAGCGGGGGAUGAGGAAGGUGGAGGGGGAGGAGAGGUGGGGG